This is a messenger RNA of Rhodotorula graminis WP1, 440 nucleotides long. RefSeq lists its product as uncharacterized. NCBI's taxonomy places the organism in Eukaryota, Fungi, Basidiomycota, Microbotryomycetes, Sporidiobolales, Sporidiobolaceae. The record is from RefSeq and is a predicted model, not a curated record. The annotation marks the transcript as partial. The transcript is spliced from 3 exons.
CGCCGCCGCCCUCGGCCUCGUCCCGCGACCGCCUCCUCGGCACCCUCGUCUGCAUCGUCCUCCGCGCAAAGAACCUCCCCAACAAGGCCCGCAUCGGCAAGCAGAACCCCUACUGCACGAUCCAGUACGGCCUCCACAAGAAGCGCACCGCCACCAUCGAGCGCGGCGGCCAGCAACCCGAGUGGGACGCAGAGUUCCGCUUCGAGGCCCGCCCCGUCGUCCCGCCCCUCGCGACCGGCUACCCGCCCAACCGCCGUGUCCUGCGCAUCGCCUGCUGGGCCGACGACGCCCGCGACCCAAAGUUGAUCGGCGAGGGCGAGCUCGACUUUGAGGCGACCGUAAAGUCGGGCAAGUUUGACGACUGGGUCCAGCUGUCGCGCAAGGCGAGGUACGCCGGCGAGGUCUACCUCGAGCUCACCUGGUAUUCGAACGUGCGUCCU